Messenger RNA from Emiliania huxleyi CCMP1516, 650 nucleotides. RefSeq lists its product as hypothetical. The annotation marks the transcript as partial. The record is from RefSeq and is a predicted model, not a curated record. The transcript has 5 exons. Lineage: Eukaryota; Haptophyta; Isochrysidales; Noelaerhabdaceae.
CUCUUCCAAGGAGCUGGAGCCGCUUUGGGGCGCGAUGCUCAAGUGUUACGGGUCCGAGGAGCGGGCGCUCGCUGCAGUGCAGGCCAACCCACAGGUGAUCAACCCUUCCUACAGCUUCCCAAACACUAUGAUCGAGUCCAAGCGCGUGCUGCGUGCGGCGAUGAGCGAGGCGGAGGCGCUGAAGGUGAUGCGGCUCAACCCGGCAGUGCUGCAGUGCGGCCCCUCGCUCGAGGUGCUCGGCGCGGCGGAGAUCAAGGCGGUCGCGACGGCGCGCUCCCUCGGCACCCGCCUCCUCCCGCCCAGCUUGCGGGUGCCCGCCCUCGCCCUCGUCCUCGCCGCUCUCGGGUACGUGCUCUCGCAGUCGCAGAACGCCGACGCCGCCGCCGCCGUCGACGCCCUCAAGCCGCUCCUCGGCGCGGGGCUCGCCUCGAUCUUUGCGUUCGUGCUCUACGGCGCCGCCAACGCCGGCAGGUCGGCAAAGCGGGCGGAGGAGAAGUGAGGUUUGCGCUACCUACAUGUAUCAUCGCAGUGAGUACUUGUUUGUGGGGCGAGUGUGCACGGCACACACGCGCUCAGUCUGUCGAGUAGGCGCGCAAGUACGGCUUUACAUGUACUUGUACUUGUCGUGUCGUCUACGUCAUAUGUGUAUA